AUGGCUAAACAAUUAGUUAUUGUAAUCGCAGGAGUCACAUGUGGGGGCAAAACUACUAUUGCCAACCGUCUAACUAACACAUUUAAUGAUAUUUCAAUAUUACAUCAAGAUGAUUUUUACUAUACUAAAUAUGAAGAUCAUUUGGAAAGUAUUCCAGAACUUAAUUACCAUGCUUGGGAUAAAAUAAGUGCCUAUGAUAUGAAUAAAAUGAUGACUGCAAUUGAUUCUCAAACUUCUAACAUUUUAGUGCUUGAAGGAAUUCUUUUACUUGAUGAUAUUAGAAUUUUAAAUUUAGCAGAUUUAAUGUUUUUUACUGUUUUGGAUAAACAAAUUUGUUGGGAUAGACGUGUAGCUAGAACAUAUUUGCCUCCUGAACCACCAGGGUAUUUUGAGAAGUAUGCAUGGCCCGAGUAUGAAAGACAUUUAGAAAUGAUAAAAAAAAAAAAAACUGAUGUUAUAUUUUUAAAUGGUUCUGACAGCAUUGAUUUUAAUACGUCUGUUGUUGUUAAUCACAUUAAACAAUUAGUAUUAAAUUUAAAAUAAUAGUAUAAUAGUUGAUAUGUAUUUGUUUAUCAGAUUUUUUCAGUUUGUACUUCAUAUUAUUAUAGUUAAAAUGUAAUAUUUAUUUUUAAUCAUACAUUGUUUAAAAACUUGGAAUGUUCAAAAAUAAUACAUCGGACAAUAUUUAUACUCUUAAGAAUUAUUUUAAUUUCAUAAUCAUAAUUUGUUAAAUAGACAAUUAUAAUAUUUAUAUUCAAUAAAUCAUUAAUGUAAUAAAUAUACUUAAAUUUGGUAAAUCAUAAAUGUUCAAAGGCUAUUUAUAAUUUAAAA
Acyrthosiphon pisum (pea aphid) is the source of this 831-nucleotide messenger RNA. It is a transcript of the gene Nrk1, whose product is annotated as nicotinamide riboside kinase. The record is from RefSeq and is marked validated. NCBI's taxonomy places the organism in Eukaryota, Metazoa, Arthropoda, Insecta, Hemiptera, Aphididae. Bases 1 to 543 code for a protein of 180 amino acids. The transcript has a single exon. Gene Ontology annotation, molecular function: ATP binding; kinase activity.